GUGAUCGUUUGUGGGAGAUAGCCGCGCAGCCCCGCAGAGAAAGCGCGCGACGGGUAGAUGGGUCGCCACGCCAUCGCGGCGACGACAAACAGUUCAUUGUAGUUUGGUCAGGACGAGUAGGUAAGAAGCGGAGGUAGGGAGAGAGGAAGAGGUAGAGGGAAAGGGAGAGGCUGCGGGGGCGGGGGAAAGGUGGCUGGCCGACUGGCUGGCUGGCUGGCUGGCUGUGUGACGAGCGGCCAAGUAGAAGCGCGCCGUUCCUCCCAAGCAUCAAGGAGUCGGACGCACCAUGGCGUCCGCCACGACCGCCGCAGUGCUCCCGCCGAGAGGCCUCCUACAUUCGUCAUGUUGGCUUGCGCAACCUUCUUCUCCGCAUCUCUCCAAACCGGGUGCAUAUUCGCUGCGCUCGACUUCCACAGCGAGUAGGGCGGUCUCCAGCCAGACAUGGCGCUUUGACGAGCCUGGCAAUCGAAGAUCAAUCUGCUGUGGGAUACAGCUGUGGCAUCGGACGAGGAGGGUGGUGGUAACAGGAGUACGAGGAGGUGGGGUGAUUGUAGGAGGAGCAGCAGUAGGAGGGAGAGCAGGUGGAGGAAGAGGGGCUGGAGGAGUAGGGCUUAGAGCGGUAGUGGGAGAAGUAGGUGUAGGGGUAAGGGCAGCAGGAGUUGGGUCCUGCAAAUUGCAGAGGAGGUUGGCUCAGGACACCCUAAGUGUCUGUCGACUUCUCAAGUCAAGUGAGCGGGGAUCGUCGUCUUUGUUUUUGUCCUCCUCUUCUCCUUCCUCUUCCUCUUCUUCAUCUUUGUCUUCGUCCCUCAGAUUGGACAGUGUGCCGCGAGCUGUGGCAGAGGAUGCACCCCAGACGCUGGCCUCUGUAUCUGAAACUUCGGAAGACGAAGCCGAUGCCAAUGGCGGCACAACGAGUCAGGGAGGAGAGAUUGCUGAUGGUGUCUCUUCUGAGGCCGGGGGGACAGAGAUUGAGCCCACCGAGGCCAGUGGUGAAGUAAGGGAUGGGCCCAGCAGCAGCCCCACUCCUGCUAUAGACGCGAGAAGGAGAGCAAGGGGAGGAGGUAGGCAGCGGCGCACAGUUUCCGUCAAGAUCCAGGAUCUGCAGUUGGGACAAAUACUCCAGGGAACAGUUAAAUCCAUACAAUCUUAUGGUGCAUUUGUGGACAUUGGAUCAUCGACAGAUGGGCUGCUUCACAUCUCUCAGCUCGAGAACUUUUUUGUGAAAGAGGUGCAGGAUGUUGUGGCUGUCGGACAAGAGGUCGCUGUGCGGAUUAUAGAUGUCGACCUAGACAAGGGGAGAAUCAGCCUCAGUAUGAAGGACCCUAAUCAGGUGGAUCAGAGAAGGGACGGAAGCCAAGCUGAAAACUCGGUUCCACGAAGCGAUGAGGCCGAUGGCGCUAUGCCGCAAGCGAGAAAGAUUGCGGGAAGGGGCCGCAAGUCUCCUACGGCCAACAAGGACAAAGCGACACAUAACUUCAAGAAGGGACAGACUGUGAAGGGUGUUGUUAAGAACAUUCUCGCCUAUGGUGCAUUUAACAAUCGCAUCAGCCUCAGCAUGCGGGAGAAAGUUGAUGUCUCGAGGAUAAACACUGAUAUGAAUGUUGGUGAUGAUGAGGCACUCAAGCCUUUCCAGCUAGCAUUCCGACGGGCGAAUCUUAUUCGCGAUAGCUUUCCCUCUCUCAACCCAGAUGCUGAUGCAGCUCCUUCUCUGGCCGAUGAGUUGGAGGUGAAGGAUGCAAAAAGUACAGAAGGGGAGGAAGUGGAUGUGGCUCCGGAAACUGAAGCAGUGGCAGAGCUGGAGGAUGCAGCAGAACCUUCAUCGACUGAUGAAAAUGCACAGCUUGAGAUUGCCGGUGCCGCCGAGGCUAUUGCAGCUGAGUCGCAGGGAGUUGAUGAACUUGCUGCCGCCGAAGAGUUGAAGGUGGAGGAUGCCGUAGAAUCGAUUGCAGUGCCAAUGGAAAUCCCAGACAGUCCGGUCUCUGAGGCCACCGACGACUCGAGUCCAGGUAACGUAAUGGAGAAUGCUGAUGUGAGCGCUGAAGUAGAAGAACCUGAGCCUGUAGCAGACUCAACCCCAGUUAACGUACUGGAGAAUGCUGAUGCGAGCGCUGAAGUAGAUGAACCUGAGCCUGCAGCAGCGGCAGUUUUGGAGCCUGUGGCUGAAGCCGCUGUAGAUUCAACCAUGGUGGAGGUGAAUGAAAGUACUGAUGCCGUGCCUUCCGUUGAACAAUCUCAACCUGCUGUGGCAGAAGCAACAGCAGAGCAAACGGAUUCAACAGAUGUUUCAUCUUCUGUGGCUCUAGCGUCCGAUCUCUCUGCCCAAGCCGAGGAAACGGAGAAACCUUCAACCAGUUCAGAUGUCAAAAUCACUGCGGCCCUCGUGAAGGAAUUGCGAGAAGAGACCGGGGCAGGCAUGAUGGACUGCAAGCGAGCACUUGAGGAGACCAAGGGGGACAAGAGCAAGGCGCAGGAUCUGUUACGAAAGAGGGGCCUUGCGAAGGCUGACAAGAAGGCAGCGAGGAUUGCUGCCGAAGGACUCAUUGUGAGCUACAUCCACGACAACCGUAUCGGUGUUUUGCUGGAGCUCAAUUGUGAGACUGACUUCGUUGCGAGGGGUGAGAAAUUCCGGGAGCUGGCGGACGAAAUUGCAAUGCAGGUGGCAGCUUGCCAACAAGUUAAGUAUGUUGACAUCUCCGAAAUUCCCGAAAGCGUGCUUCACACCGAGCGGUCAAUUGAGAUGGGCAAAGACGAUAUUCAGAACAAGCCAGAGGCGAUACGGGAGAAAAUUGUGGAAGGUCGCGUGACAAAGCGUCUGGGUGAGGUCUGUCUCAUGGAACUGCCGUAUAUCCGCAACGACAAACUGUCGGUGAAGGACCUUGUGAAGCAGGCAGUAGCCACAAUAGGUGAAAACAUCAGGAUACGGCGAUUUGUGCGAUACGAGCGUGGAGAGGGUAUCGAGAAGAAGGCUGUCGACUUUGCACAGGAUGUCGCUGAACAGAUGAAGGCAAUGAGCGGCGCAACAUCGCAAGAAAAUGCGCCAAGUGCUGCACCCCCAGCCCCAGCUCCCGCCGCUGAGGACGCGGAACCUAAUCCUGAAGCGAGCCCUGCUGCAAAACCAGUACCUCUUGCAGUUAUCCAGCAGCUGCGUCAAGAGACCGGCGCUGGAGUAAUGGACUGCAAGAAAGCUGUUGCCGAAGCAGAUGGCGAUGUGGAGAAAGCGAGGGAGUGGCUGAGAAAGAAGGGUCUGGCGAGCGCCGAAAAGAAGGCGAGCCGCACAGCCGCAGAGGGAGUCAUCGCGAGCUACGUUCAUGACUCGAGAAUCGGUGUUGUAGCGGAAAUUAACUGCGAGACGGACUUCGUUGCGCGGGGGGAGAAAUUCCAGGAGCUUGUGGAGGACAUCUGCAUGCAGAUUGCCGCAUCGGCAGAUGUUGUCGCGGUCUCAGUAUCGGAUAUCCCGGAGGAAUUUGUUACGAAGGAGAGGGAAAUCGAAAUGGGGAAAGAGGACAUACUGAGCAAGCCAGAAGCCAUCAGAGGCAAAAUUGUUGAAGGGCGUGUCGCCAAGCGCCUGAACGAACUUGCGUUGCUAGAGCAGCCCUUUAUCCGAAACGACAAGAUCCUGGUGAAGGACUACAUCAAAGAGGCUGUCGCUUUGCUAGGGGAGAAUAUUACCGUAAGGCGGUUUGAGAAGUUUGUCCUCGGGGAGGGUUUGGAGAAGAGGGUGACAGAUUUUGCUGCAGAAGUUGCUGCGCAGGCGGGCGGAGCAGCUUAGGUUAUCUGAGACGUCUCUGUUUCAACUAAUGUCCAAAUUCUUUGUAUUCAGUCAUUCGUAGGUUACCAGUCUGUCGCUUCGCUUUCACUUUCCGCUUGCGCUCGCGCUCCAGAUGGUAGGUUGUAGUCUGGCAGUUGGUAGGUAGCUUCUUCAGAUUGAUCCUCCGCCACCUCUUUUUUAAUCGAGAGAGAUUGUGUUUGUUGCUACUCCGGCUCCUUUUUGACCCGUUGCUUCUUCGGCCGAUGGCCAAUGUGUUCUCUCUCACUUCUCUCUCUUCUUCUGAUGUAUAUUGCCUCUAUGACUUCUCUCUCACUCUUAUGUAUUUUACUA
Molecule: messenger RNA, 4099 nt
Organism: Chara braunii
Lineage: Eukaryota; Viridiplantae; Streptophyta; Charophyceae; Charales; Characeae
Source: the annotation of a GenBank genome assembly